Penicillium lagena is the source of this 1146-nucleotide messenger RNA. Its product is annotated as CaiB/BaiF CoA transferase family protein. The record is from RefSeq and is a predicted model, not a curated record. The transcript has 2 exons. Bases 1 to 1146 code for a protein of 381 amino acids. Lineage: Eukaryota; Fungi; Ascomycota; Eurotiomycetes; Eurotiales; Aspergillaceae. Gene Ontology annotation, molecular function: catalytic activity.
AUGACUGCUACUGGUCCGCCGCUUAAGGGCAUUCGAGUCAUUGAGCUGGCCGGCCUAGCUCCAGGCCCUUUUGCCGGUCUCUUGCUCGCCGACUAUGGUGCAUCCGUUCUCCGCGUCGACCGUCCCUCCGCCGCGAGCGGGGAUCAACUGACCCGAUACAAGACCUCAAUCACGAUCGAUCUGCGAGACUCCAAGUCGCGCGAUGUUCUCCUGCGACUGCUCACCGCAGCCGACGUUCUCAUCGACCCGUUCCGGCCCGGAGUCCUUGAACGCCUAGGUCUAUCUCCGACUGACGUCCUCCUCAAACACAACCCACGCCUCAUCGUCGCGCGCAUGACGGGGUUCCGCCGCGACGGGAAAUACAAAGACAUGGCUGGCCACGAUAUCAAUUACAUUGCUGUGUCUGGAGUUCUAUCGAUGCUAGGCCGGGCAGGUGACAAGCCCUACGCCCCGGGCAAUAUCCUGGGCGACUUUGCAGGUGGCGGCGCCAUGUGCUUCCUAGGGAUUAUCCUAGCACUAAUUGCACGCACACACACCGGACGCGGACAAAUUGUCGAAGCGAACAUGGUCGACGGGUCAGCGUAUCUAGCGACAUUCCCACGCCUAGCGCGUCAGGCCCCCACGUGGAAAGGACCGCGCGGUGAGAACAUGCUAGACGGCGGGUGCCCUUACUACGAUACGUACGAAACCAAAGACACAGGCAAGUAUUUCGCUGUUGGCGCCCUGGAACCACAGUUCUAUGCGGCGCUACUACGUGGCCUACAGCUGGACCCGGCUGCUAUCCCAGCGCGCGAGGAUCAUGCUAAUUGGCCUGCUCUUCGCGAGAUAUUCACUCGCCGAUUCAAGGAGAAGACCCGGGCAGAAUGGGAAACGGUCUUUGACGGCACUGAUGCAUGUGCAACUCCUGUGCUAGAGCAAAACGAGCUCGAGGCUGCGGGCUACGACCAGCGGCCUGCAGUACAUCUGGCAAGCACCCCGGCCUUACCCAUCAAGGCGGAUGAGGGCGGUUGGUCUGGGGGCGGACUGGCGCCUGGUGAUGGCGGUGUGGACACCCUCACGUCGUGGAUGGGAUGGAGAGAAGAUAAGGAUUUCAAAAUCCGUGACGACGGAGCACUGGUGGCCGCGAAUGACAAGGCGAAGCUCUGA